AUGCCUAUUGCAAAAAUUGGGGGUCACAAAGCUUCCACUAAAAGUGAAGUAUUCGAUGGUUCAUCACAUGAAUUUUCUUCAAAUGAAAUCUCUUCAAAUGAAAAGAAAAACGCUAAUGAAGUUGUAACUUUAAGAUCUGUUGAUUCAACUUCUUCAGAAGAAUCUUUACUUUCAAAAAAUCCUUUCUUAGAUCCAAAGGUUGAAGAAUACUACCGUGAAGUUUAUCAAGCAGCUCAUUAUGAAAGUUACAAAGCAUUUGAUCCAACUUUCACCUGGACUCCAGAAGAAGAAACCAAAUUAGUCAGAAAAUUAAACUAUAGAGUCGCUUUAACAGCCUGUCUUCUAUUUGUCAGUUUACAAGUUGACAGAGGUAAUUUGGCCCAAGCUGUUACAGAUAAUAUGCUUCCCGAGCUUGGUUUAAAUACCAAUGAUUACAAUACUGGUAACACUAUUUUCUUAAUCGCUUUCUUAUUAGCCGAAGUGCCAUCACAAUUAAUUUCUAAAAAGCUUGGUCCUGAUAUUUUCAUUCCAAUCCAAAUUUGUCUUUGGAGUAUUAUUGCUGCUUCUCAAGCUGCCUUGCAAGGUAAAGCUUCGUUCUAUGCUACCAGAGCUUUAAUUGGUUUAUUAGAAGGUGGUUUUAUUGCUGAUUUAGUUUUAUGGUUGAGUUAUUUCUUCACUUCUAGAGAAUUAUCUACUAGAUUAUCUUGGUUUUGGGUUACUUUGUCUCUUGUUGGUAUUUUCACCUCCUUGUUAGCAUUCGGUAUAUUAAGAUUAGGUGGUAAAGGUGGUUUAGAAGGUUGGAGAUGGUUAUUCUUAAUUGAAGGUUUAUUCACUUUAAUCCUUGGUGUCUUGUCUUUCUAUCUAAUGGUUCCUUCUGCUGUACAAACCAAGAGUAAGUUACAUCCAAAGGGUUGGUUUACUGAAAGAGAGGAGAAGAUUGUUGUUAACAGAGUUUUAAGAGAUGAUCCAAGUAAGGGUACUAUGCACAAUCGUCAAGCUUUGAGUAUUAAAAUGAUUUUCAAGAGUAUAAUGGAUUACGAUCUUUGGCCUGUCUAUGCUAUUGGUAUUUAUGCCUAUAUUGGUCAAAGUACUUUUGGUUCUUAUUUUGGUCUUUUAAACAAACAAUUAGGUUUCAGUACUUUCACCACUCAAGUUUUAAACAUUCCAACCAAUAUUGUUCAUAUUGUUUUAUUGUUGUUUAUUACCUGGCUUUCAGAAUUUGUUAAGGAAAGAUCACUUGUUUGUAUUCUUGCUCCACUUUAUUCCACCCCAUUUAUUGCUAUUAUCAGAUGGUGGCCAGGUUCGGGUAAGGAAAAAUGGCCAUCAUAUGUUUUGAACACCUUAUUUUCCGGUCAACCAUAUAUUCAUGCUAUUUGUGUCUCUUGGGUUUCUCGUAACUCCAACUCAGUCAGAACCAGAUCCAUCAGUUCUGCUGUUUAUAAUAUGUUCGUGCAAUUAGGUAACAUUGCUGCUAACAAUAUUUAUAGAAAGGAUGAUUUACCACUUUACCACAGAGGUAACACUCAAUUAUUCAUCAUCACUGUUACUUUAAUCCCAUUAUUAUUUUUAACUAAAGGUUACUAUAUCUGGAGAAACAAUUCUAGAGAUAAGAUAUGGAAUGCCAUGACUCCAGAAGAAAGAGAAGACUAUAUUAAAAAUACCACUGAUGAAGGUAACAAGAGAUUGGAUUUCAGAUUUGACCAUUGA
This is a messenger RNA of Scheffersomyces amazonensis, 1707 nucleotides long. Its product is annotated as major facilitator superfamily domain-containing protein. NCBI's taxonomy places the organism in Eukaryota, Fungi, Ascomycota, Pichiomycetes, Serinales, Debaryomycetaceae. The record is from RefSeq and is a predicted model, not a curated record. Gene Ontology annotation, cellular component: membrane. The transcript has a single exon. Gene Ontology annotation, biological process: transmembrane transport. Gene Ontology annotation, molecular function: transmembrane transporter activity. The coding region runs from base 1 to 1707 and encodes 568 amino acids.